CCUGCCCUGCUUUGCACACGAGAGCCAGUGUGGGGCUGAUAACGCUGCGGAUGCGUUGGUGGCCGCCUUGCAGAGCGAGACCUGCACUUAACUUGCAGCUGCCUCCCGAGCGGGGCUUCAAGAUGUCCACGCCCCGGGUGACAGCCGGCGGGGCGCUGCCCUGGGCUCGGGCGGCGAUGCUGAACCGCAGCCUGCAGUGAGAGCCCGCAGCCGCCGCUGCCGCCGAGCAACCUCAUGUAACGGCACAGCCAACAAGAUGAACGGCGCUUUGGAUCACUCAGACCAACCAGACCCAGAUGCCAUUAAGAUGUUUGUCGGACAGAUCCCCCGGUCCUGGUCGGAAAAGGAGCUGAAAGAACUUUUUGAGCCUUACGGAGCCGUCUAUCAGAUCAACGUCCUCCGGGACCGGAGUCAGAACCCUCCCCAGAGUAAAGGUUGUUGUUUCGUAACAUUUUAUACAAGAAAAGCUGCACUUGAGGCCCAGAACGCCCUGCACAAUAUUAAAACUUUACCUGGGAUGCAUCAUCCCAUUCAGAUGAAACCUGCAGAUAGUGAAAAGUCAAACGCUGUGGAAGACCGAAAAUUAUUCAUAGGAAUGGUUUCGAAGAAAUGUAAUGAGAAUGAUAUCAGGGUGAUGUUUUCUCCAUUUGGCCAGAUAGAAGAAUGUCGGAUCCUCCGGGGACCCGACGGGCUGAGUCGAGGCUGUGCGUUUGUCACAUUUUCUACAAGGGCAAUGGCACAGAAUGCAAUCAAAGCCAUGCAUCAGUCUCAGACCAUGGAGGGCUGCUCCUCGCCCAUCGUAGUCAAGUUCGCGGACACCCAGAAGGACAAGGAGCAAAGGCGCCUCCAGCAGCAGCUGGCACAGCAGAUGCAACAGCUCAACACUGCCACCUGGGGGAACCUGACGGGUCUGGGCGGCCUCACCCCACAGUACCUGGCGCUUCUGCAGCAGGCCACCUCCUCCAGCAACCUGGGUGCGUUCAGUGGCAUUCAGCAGAUGGCCGGCAUGAAUGCUCUGCAGCUGCAGAACCUGGCGACGCUGGCGGCGGCCGCAGCCGCGGCCCAGACCUCAGCCACCACCACCAAUGCAAACCCUCUGUCCACCACGAGCAGCGCCCUGGGAGCCCUCACCAGUCCCGUGGCUGCUUCAACCCCCAACUCCACUGCUGGUGCAGCCAUGAAUUCUUUGACCUCUCUUGGGACUCUGCAAGGACUGGCGGGAGCCACUGUUGGACUGAAUAAUAUUAAUGCACUCGCAGGUACCAUAAACAUUGCUCAAAUGCUCUCAGGUAUGGCGGCUCUGAAUGGAGGACUUGGCGCCACGGGCUUGACGAAUGGCACGGCGGGCACCAUGGACGCCCUCACCCAGGCCUACUCAGGGAUCCAGCAGUACGCGGCGGCCGCCCUGCCCACUCUGUACAGCCAGAGCCUGCUGCAGCAGCAGAGCGCCGCAGGCAGCCAGAAGGAAGGUCCAGAGGGUGCAAACCUCUUUAUUUACCACCUUCCACAGGAGUUUGGAGACCAGGACAUUCUGCAGAUGUUCAUGCCUUUUGGAAAUGUUAUCUCUGCUAAAGUCUUCAUUGACAAACAGACCAAUCUGAGCAAGUGCUUUGGCUUUGUUAGCUACGACAAUCCGGUGUCUGCACAAGCUGCUAUCCAGGCUAUGAAUGGCUUUCAGAUUGGCAUGAAACGCUUGAAGGUGCAGCUGAAGCGCUCCAAAAACGACAGCAAACCUUACUGAUCCUAACCCCAGAGGCUCCCUGCUCUUAUUUUAGCUUUCUUAGGGUAAGUCCCACAAGCCAGCCUGUUCUCAACAGGAAAGGCAGAGGAGGACCACAUUGCCAACUUUUACCAAGAGAGACGGUUAUUUUUACAAUAAGGCCUCCAUGUCCCCUCCCCCUCCCCCCACCCAGUUCGCCAUAAUUAAAACUUGGGCUACCUUGUUUCUAUCGAGUAAAACUCCUCUUCCACUUGUGCCACUGUAUUCUCCUUUGUUUUGCAAUUUGAAUCUCCUUUGACCUUUUUUUUUUGUUUUGUUCUCGUUUUUUUGCUUUUUUUUUUUUUUUAAAGAAAAACACACAUAAAUAAAUGACAUCUUGAGAAUUUAAAAGGCAAACAAAAGGCUAACGUGCAAUUCUAACUCUGAGACCCCUGGUGCCCCAGAGCACUGCCUGGAGAACUCACCCCUCCUGUCCGCGCCCAGCCCCUAGGAGGGCGCCAACCGUUUAGAGGCUAAGGUGGUGACCUAGCGCGAGAGAGAAGCCAGGAGAAGCACUUAAAAACAAUACAAACGUCUUUCCACUACAUUUGGUUUGUUUUAACAAGUAGGAUUUUAUUUUAGGGUUCAAAGAAACAUGACAUUUAUCGGUCAGAUUAUUACACUGGUUGUCUAUUUUGUUAUUGUUUUAUUUUAGUUUUUAGAAAGGAUUAAUGUAAAAAAAAGAUUUAGAGAUCUGUUUCUUAAAGCUACAGGGUUUAAAAAUAAAAUAAAAAUGAGUGAAAAUACUUGAUGUUUCUUGAAAGAUAAAUUUAAUAAUAAAUAAAUAAUACAUAAAUACAUAAAUAAAAAAGAAAGCCACAGGCCUGUAAAUUUUAUUUGUAAAAAAAGCAUUUCUAUUUUUGUACAAAAUUUUUACUGCCUCAGAAAUAAUGGAAGUUAUUUAUUGCCUAUUGUUAACUUAUUGGGUACCUAAAGAGCAGUUCUCUGUGCUAGCUAGAUCCUUUUGAAGUAGUCUCUAGAGGAAUCGUUCUAGGAAUGGGCUUUUUUUCACCGUUGAACCCUAGGCCUACAGUUCAUGCUUUUCCCUCUUGUUGUUCGUAUCUGUCUGACGACUUUGUGCGUAGCUUCCAUGAUCUAUCUAGUUUAUAGUUCGGCCGUCUGACUCUCCCCCAUAUGUUACAUCCGUUGAAACUGGAUCCUCCUCCCCUCCCCUCGCCAGCCCCACCCCAAAACUCCCGGAAUCCAUCCCCUCUCCUCCUCUGGAUGGAUUCUCUUGGGGUUCCAUUGUGCUGUGGAUAAAGAUUGUAAGAAAUGCAAAUUACGGGAAUGGCUCUGUAGACUCCCCGAUGACCUAAGAUUUGCAUUAGUUUUUCUCCUGCACCCUUAAGAGUGAUUUUGUUGCUGCUGCGUAGAUUCUGUGUAACUUUUUACUCUCCCUUGUUUUCUCCCUAGACAUCUUCAUGCCCGUUAGUUCACCGUUUGCCUAGCAUGUCCCUGUGGCGUCUCAAAAAAAAAAAAAGUUUCAUCGUCCCGUCAUUGUUUCUGAUGUCUUUCUGACCUCACAUCACAUUUGGUUCUCCUACUGACCUUUGAUCUAGUUUGACCUUUGAAAUUUGCAUGUGACCUCAUCUAGCUAUGAAUUCUGGGAAGUCAAUGUGAAAAACAUUGCUGCAUUCAUGCAAGACUGAAAUUUAUUAUUAGACAAAUUAAUCAUAGGAAAAAAAAAAACAAAAAAAAAACCUGUGGCAAAAACGUUUCUUUCUUAUUUUUUUUUUCUUUUCAUAAAACAGACUUGAAAGUAUUAUACAGGGAUUGGCAUUCUUCCCGGUCACUGGUAACAAUAGCAAUAUGUGUCCAGGGACACAGAAUGUUGGUUUCUAACAGACUACUUCCAAAAACAGUUUGAGAAAAAAAACUGUCUGAUUUUAAGUCUCUAGAGGUCUGUAAUAGUUUUUACAUUUUUCAGGCAGUGUAAAGUUUUUUGAUAAGGCCAUUUUAGGUGGCUCACUUUCUCAUUAAGAUAUAUAUAUAGAACCACUUUUUGUAGAUUAGUAUAAGAAAAAAUAUUUACCCUGUUUUGGGGCAAAUGCUACCUAUUUGUGUCACCUUUUGCUGAACUGACUCACAGUUAGACAAUCCAUGGUUUAAUGCACAUGAAAUUACCUAUAUUUUAUACUGUUUCAAUGUACAGGAGAAAGGUUACUGUAAACUGUGUUAUGUUGGUGCUUCUGUGAAUUAAGUUGUGGUUUCAAUCAUGAGUCUUACGGUCUUAAUGUUCUCUGUUGAUAAGACAAGUUUAGAAUUGGUUUACUUAAAGAAUUUCAAAAAAAAAAAGUUUGCUUAAAAAAAAAAAUUUCAUGUGAGGGGAAAAAAAAAAAAAAAAGACCCUAUUCCAGAAUAAGUUUUGUGUUGGCUUGUAAAGCAUUGAUGUCAUUUUUUUUUUAUUAUUGUGGACUAUUUAGAUGUGUUUGUGUUCAGCAAAAUGUGAUUUUUUUUUCUUUUAAAGAAAAAAAGUGAAAAUAUAUAGUGCCAAAUUCCAAAGGUACUUCCUUCCUAGAGCUUCAGUGUGUUUCUUGUGAGAAGUAAUUUGAUAACAUGGGUAUUUUAUUAUGUGUUUUGUAUAAAUCCCUAAUAUUUAAAAAACAAAAAACAAAAAAAAAAGAGGUUAAAAAGUUUGUUAACUUGCUAUCCUGUGGUCUUGUUGCCUGAAAUUGUUAUUGUUUGUUAUUUCUCUAUGAUGUUUUUUGUAAGACAUUGUAUAAGUGCCCAUGUCUCACUUUUUUAACCGCUCUGCACAUCAAUGCUGUGACGGCAACCUCACGAUGUAUUUCCUUCAUAAUAUAUGGAAACCUCUAAGGUGAGAAAGUUUUGAACUUCUAACCCUUUCUACCCAGAGCUGUCUGGAGCGUUGGUAACUUUUUAUACCAUUGUCAUUUUUGUUUGUUCUGGGGUGUUUCUAAUUUGGAUCUCCUCCCCCCCCCCCCCCCCCCCCCGCCCACUCAUACAUCUUCUCUUUUGAGUUUUUUUCUGUCUGUCCUACUUUUUUACCCAUUGGUGGAGAUCCAAAAAAAAAAAAAACCUCCACAAGUCAAAUCUGAAGAGAAAAAAAAAACCUAUUUUCAUCCUCUCUGGGUUUUUUUCCCCUACACUAUUUUUUUCUUUUACUUUUGAUUAUUUCUGGUCAUUUUUUUUUUUUAAUAAUGUACUGCUGAAAUUCCUUCUCUGGUAUUCAUUUAAAACAGUUAUUGGGUAAGCCUUCUUCUAUGGGGGAUGUUAGAUUCAGCACCUACAUUAACCUUAAAUUCUAUAUGCUUUUGAGAUCAGGUGUAGGGGUAUGUUCUAGUUCAGAAUAUUUUCAUAUAGCUUCCAGUUAAGCGACUGCGACUUUGUGAUGGGGUAGUAUUUUGAGGGAUUUUUGUUUCUUAGUUUCUAAUCAGCCAUUGUGCUGGGCAUUCGCUGAUCCCAGUAGAUACCUCGGAUUUAAGCAAGGUGUCUGGGGUUAGAAGCUGAUAGUCCUUUCUUUCCCUUUUUUGUUAAUUUUAUAAAUUGAAAUCAUUGAAAGGGGUCUGACCAUAUAACUCUGUUCUUUACCACUGACCAAAUACCUAGCACCAGAUCCUGCUGCCACUUUGUAAAGUGCCAUAUUACUUUGACUUCAUGUUGAACAGAUCUCUUGCUGUCUUGACAAACCCCAGUGUCAUCCCUGAAAACCCCAACACAAACUCCUGCCUUCUUGAAAGCAGGCCCUGGAAGCUUCUUUGUCUCUAAAGGAGUUCAGAAACUGCUGGCUCCCUUUCCUUGCUCCUUUUCCCACUCACCACUCUGUUUGGUUUAAUGUGUGUGUGGACGUGAUAGCCCUGGGAUGGAAAGGACUAGCCUCUAAUGAUGCAAAAACAAAAAAAAAAAACAAAAAAAAAACAAAAACAAAAAACAAAAAAAAAAACAAAAAAAAAACACAAAAACUAAACACAAAACAAGUUUCCUUCUUAUAGCACAUGCACUUAACAAUGAAAUGAUUUGUAUUAUCCUCACACGUGUUUACUACUGCUGGGGCCUUCCUUCAUCCUUUGAGGGCUAUUUUGUACUUCCUGCAGCAAUCAGCUUAAUACCAGGAGUCAUCGCACAUCUCUCUCACAUACAGCUUAGGGUGGUUUGCGGACGCAAAGAACACAAGAGAACACCAUCUGAAUUUCAAAAUGUCCUCCUCUCCUUUCACCCACCUGCAUCUCCCCAAGAGGAGCCUGAGUGCCGGUGACAAGAGGCUCAGGAUGGGCACUUCACAUUGGGUGUUUCUUAUUUUGCAGGCAACCAAAACAGUACAUUUUGGAAGAAAGUUUUUGGUUUUUUUGGUUUUUUUCUUUGUUUUUUUUUUUUUGGUUUUUUUUUUUUGGUUUUUUUUUUUUGCAUGUCUGCAUUGUUUAAAAGCUGACCCUCCUCAGAGACAAACUGUCCUUUUAUUCACUUUAUCUUUUAAUAUCAAAAGGAAAAAAAGCUGCAAGGGUGCAAAGGGCCUAUGCCAGAAGGAAAAACACACAGGGAAACUGCUUUUUUUAAAAUCAAGUGUAGAGAAUAGUCAUUUUUACACUAAAUUAGAGAAUUGUGAUAAAAUGGCAGUCCUCAAAGGCGUAACAAGUUCAUCUUUCUUUCACCAUAGGGGUUAUAGUUCUUUGGCUUGUGCUACUCUGGACUCAUUUUACUGUUUGUUUUUAUUAUCUUAAGUGCUAAUUAACAAGAAGAAAUAAAAUUUUAAAAAAACCUGUAGUUUCAUUACCUUUUUGAAUAAUGUCAUACAAAAAAUGUAUUUGUGUUUUUUUGUGCUGUGAGAAUUGUUGUUUGUAGAUUAAUAAUAUCAUUUUGUUUAGAAUUACAAAAUAGUUUUUAAAUAUUGUCUGAGAAAAGCCAAAGUUAAUGCAACCUAGUGGAAACUGUAAGACCAUUUGAGUAUUGUUUGUUUUAUUGAUGCAUUUGGAUUUUGUUGUUUGAUGGAAUUUGAGCCAAAAAAAAAAAAAAUACGCAGGCUUUCCUAUUUCUACAACUGAUUGUACUUACGCAUUUUGUACCAGUGGAACUUUUUAUACUGGAGAUUAAAAAAAAAUGGAAAUUUUUGUGGCUUACUCUAGUGGCCCCCUGACAAUGACUGGUUUCAAGUUUGAUUUCUGGUUGAUAGAAAGAAAGUUGCUUUUCUUUUGAGAAUUAAAAACUUUGGCUUGAUUUCUUUUUUCCCUUUGCUUAUAUCUAGCAUUAGAAUUUUGUCUUAAAAUACAGCGGUAAGUUUCACUUUUUAUUCUGUAUUGUGCAGUUACACAAUAAGGUAAUUAGAUUUAGAAGUACUCAGUCACUUUAAGUGGAUAAAUGUAUUAGUUACAACUUUAGGGGUUUGCUUUUUUGCUGUUUAGAUCAAAGUUUUUUCUGAUUCUUCUGUCCUCAUUGUGAACAUAACCGUGUAGUUGAAACAGUCAAACUUAUUUUUGUAACGUAUGUUAUUGUGUGAUGCAGUUUUUUGCUUCUGUCUCCAAUAUUAAACCAUUUUCCUAAUA
Molecule: messenger RNA, 7257 nt
Organism: Canis lupus familiaris (dog)
Lineage: Eukaryota; Metazoa; Chordata; Mammalia; Carnivora; Canidae
Gene: CELF2
Product: CUGBP Elav-like family member 2
Exons: 13
Coding region: 257-1741 (494 amino acids)
Biological process (GO): mRNA splice site recognition; regulation of alternative mRNA splicing, via spliceosome
Cellular component (GO): ribonucleoprotein complex; cytoplasm; nucleus
Molecular function (GO): mRNA 3'-UTR binding
Source: RefSeq, a predicted model, not a curated record